AUGGAGACGGCACAAGAGGUUGCCCCCUACAUAACUGGACGUUGCAUAUAUCUUGUUGGAAUGAUGGGUUCUGGUAAAACAACAGUUGGGAAGAUUUUAUCAGAAGUACUUGGUUAUUCUUUCUUUGACGGUGACAAUUUGGUGGAGCAGGCUGUGGGUGUGGCUUCUGUUGCACAAAUCUUCAAGGAACAUAGUGAUAUUUUCUUCAGAGAUAAUGAGACUGAGGUAUUGCUGGACUUGUCUUUGAUGCAUCGACUAGUUGUUGCCACCGGGGGUGGUGCAGCUAUUAGGCCGAUCAACUGGAAAUACAUGAAGAAGCAUGGAAUCACUGUUUGGUUAGAUGUGCCAUUGGAAGCUUUGGCUACCAGAAUUGCAGCUGUAGGUACUGAUUCUCGCCCUCUUUUGCAUCAUGAUCAGUUGGGCGAUGCUUACACAAAGGCUUUGGCACGGCUCUCAACACUUUCAAAGGAAAGAGGUCAUGCUUACACUAAUGCUGAUGCUAGGGUAUCUGUCAAGAAUUGGUAUAAUAAUUUGCCUUAG
Molecule: messenger RNA, 540 nt
Organism: Papaver somniferum (opium poppy)
Lineage: Eukaryota; Viridiplantae; Streptophyta; Magnoliopsida; Ranunculales; Papaveraceae
Product: shikimate kinase 3, chloroplastic-like
Exons: 1
Coding region: 1-540 (179 amino acids)
Cellular component (GO): chloroplast
Molecular function (GO): shikimate kinase activity
Source: RefSeq, a predicted model, not a curated record